UGCAUUGCUUGUUGAGAGGCGGCCGGCAACCGUGGUACACAAGGGGCUUGAGCGUCCUGUGGAGAGAGUGGGCGGUCAGGCCAUGAACUUGGGAGAUGGUUUAAAGCUUGAAACUGAAUUACUGGAUGGAAAAACCAAGCUAAUAUUGUCUCCAUAUGACCAUAAAUCAAAAAUUUCUGUGAAGAUGGGAAGUAAGACUAGGAUUGCAAAACAUCCUUUAAGAAUGAAACAAACUGGACACUUUCUAAAAUCAACUCAAAAUACUUGUGUCGAGAGUGAAAAACUUUUGCAGAAGACAGUUGGUUCAGAAACUUCACAGGUGAAAGGUGAAAAAACUGGAAUGACUUUUUCAUCCACUAAGGAUUUAUGUAAGCAAUACAUAAGUAAAGACUGUCUUCAUAUCCAGAGAGAGAUUGCACCUGCCACCUCUCAUAUGCAGAAGACUAGAAGCACUGUAAGUACAUCUCUAGGAGCUAAACAAAAGCCUCACAAAAAACACAUCACAGCUGGAAACACAAAGAGCAGUUUGGUGUGUCUAACACAAGACCAACUACAACAGAUUUUAAUGACUGUAAACCAAGGAAAUCGAUCUAUUUCCCUGAAUGACAAUGGAACGAAGGAAGAAAAAAGUCAGUAUAGUCUACAUUUAAACAAUAUUCCUAAUCAGCCAAAGGAUGAAAACAAUAUGGGAUUACUCCAAAAAACUGAGGAUGUUUCUUCUGUCCCAGAUGAAAAUAAAUCUGUCUUAAAUAAAAGAGAGGAGACAUCUAAGUGUGAGCAGAAAAUUGCCAUAGAAAAUGAAUGGAAACCAGCUGACAUAUUCAGUACUCUGGGGGAAAGAGAAUAUGAUAGAAAUUUGUUGGAAGCAAAAAAAGCCCAGUGGAGGAAAGAGCUUGAUGAACAGGUUGCUUUGAAGAAGAAAGAAAAAGAAGCUUCUGAAAAACGGAAUGAUCCUUGGAAAAAAUCUGAAAGUGAUAAAAUAACGUGGGAAAAACUUCAAAUUCUUGACCAAUCUAGGACUUCUGCUAGCUCUUCAAGCAGUCUAUCACAAUCUCCCAGUCAGGUUAUGGUGGUCCAGGCUGAUGGGCAUUCACUACUUAGAGCUAGUCAGAUUUUAGAGGAAACAGUGCUGGUGAAGCACCCUUUCAGUACUGUGAAACAAGAACAGCAGAGAAAAUGGAUUGAAGAGUUGAAUAAGCAAAUAGAAGAUGACCGGCAAAGAAAAAUAGAGGAAAAAAUUAUAUAUUCAAAGGGUGAGGAACAUGACAGAUGGGCAAUGCAUUUUGAUUCAUUAAAGGGUUAUCCUGGUUCUCAGUCUCAACUGUCCUCUCGAUCAACACACAAACAACCAGAGUACUUGUGCGUCUCUCCUGACACUCAGGAGCUGGCUGAUACCAGCAGUGUUUUUACACCUACAACUGGGAGCCAGGUUGAACCUUCAGAGGAGGAGCAUAUAGCAAAACCUGUUAGAGAUGUGGUUAUGGCAAACAAUCAGAGAACAAACUUUCUCCGUUCUAUGACUGCUCUCUUGGACCCAGCUCAGAUUGAGGAAAGAGACAGACGUCGACAAAAACAGUUAGAACAUCAGAAAGCCAUCACUGCUCAGGUAGAAGAGAAGCGCAGAAAGAAGCAACAGGAAGAAGAACAAAGAAAGAAGGAAGAACAAGAAGAGGAGCGUCGCUUAGCACGAGAACGAGAAGAGAUGCAGAAACAGUAUGAAGAAGACAUACUUAGGCAAAAGCAAAAGGAAGAAAUUAUGACUCUCAAGACAAAUGAGAUUUUCCAGACAAUGCAGCGAGCGCAGGAACUGGCACAGAGACUAAAACAAGAACAGAGAAUCCGAGAAUUGGCUCAAAAGGGACAUGACACUUCUAGAUUGAUUAAAAAUCUUGGUGUUGAUACAAUACAAGUGGAAUAUAAUGCAUUCACUAACAACAUUUCAAAUUCAAGACAUGAAUCUGAUGAAGUCAGUGGUGAAUUGAAUACAUGUAUCAAUUCUGCAGUUUCUCCUAAGAAGGAUACUGGUGUACAAACAGAUGACUUAAAUACAGGAAUAUUCACCAAUGCAGAAUCACAUUGUGGAUCAUUAACAGGGAGGGAAAUUAUAAAUUGCUCAUCUCCCGGGAUUUCAGCAGAAUUUAAUGGAGAGUUUAACUCUAAGAAAAACAAGCAAGAACUAAGUCACGGUAAAGGAGCUAACUUAGAAAAAGAAAAUAGUUGGUAUAAUGACCAGUGUAAUCAGUUUGCAAGAACAGAGAAACAAACAAAAGACAUGAAGAAAUGCCAUCAAAGGCCUGAUUGGAAUAUAAAUAAGCCACUCAAAAGGUAUAUUCCAGCAUCAGAAAAGUACCCUAAACAGCUUCAAAAGCAGAGAGAAGAAAAAAAAGUAAGAAGGCGGAUGGAACUGCUUCAUUUGGUAGAAAGAAAUAAUCCUGGACACGUCUCUCAAAAUAGAGGCAUGUCAGAAGAUUUUCAUUCAUCUCAUCAAGAAACUGAGUCAAAGUUCAGGUGGCAUCUAGUCAAAAAGGAAGAAGAGCCUCUGAAAAUUAAUUCAUGCAGCAAGGAAAGGUCUCAGUCAUCACCAGUUCCAGCAGUGAAAAACAGAACCCAACAAACUCAGACUAAUCCUUUACACUUACCACUAAAAAACAGUACCUUUGAAAGAGAGAAUCCAGUCUCAGGAGGUAGUGAAACGGAAUUAUCACCAGGAAGUUCUGAACCAUCCCAUUUUAUUCCCUAUGUCCGAACAAAUGAGAUCUAUUACCUUGAUCCAGAUGCACCAUUGUCUAGGCCUUCAACACAGGACCCUCAGUACCAGAAUUCACAAGACUGUGACCAAGAACAACAACAGCAGCUAUUUGACUGUGACCAUAUCAGGGAUCCACUUCUUAAUCCUAACUUGGUGAGAAACAGGGAUCGACAGCAAGCAAUCCUUAAGGGACUUUCAGAACUGAGACAGGGCCUUCUCCAGAAGCAAAAGGAGUUGGAAACUAAUUUCAUGCCUUUAGCUGCAAAUCAAGAAGAGAAUUUUAGUUCUUCAUUUUAAAUGUAGAAAACCAAAUCCUUAACAUUUGAUUUGUGUCUUCCAAAUUAUAAAAUGUGCUCAUGGCUCGACUGUAUUUUUCAAAUAGUUAUUUUUUAAAUGCUCAUUAAAAGCUUGUACAUUACAUACAAGUGCUGUACUUUUAAAAUAGAAUAAAUAAUUUUUUGUAAAA
Lemur catta (Ring-tailed lemur) is the source of this 3215-nucleotide messenger RNA. RefSeq names its product coiled-coil domain containing 66 (gene CCDC66). The transcript is spliced from 19 exons. The coding region runs from base 83 to 3046 and encodes 987 amino acids. The record is from RefSeq and is a predicted model, not a curated record. Gene Ontology annotation, biological process: cilium assembly. Gene Ontology annotation, cellular component: photoreceptor inner segment; cilium; microtubule. NCBI's taxonomy places the organism in Eukaryota, Metazoa, Chordata, Mammalia, Primates, Lemuridae. Gene Ontology annotation, molecular function: microtubule binding.